UAUAAAGCCGUUUGUCAUUUUAAUCGAUGCGCAUCGUUGAAUCAAUGAGCAUAAUGAAAAUGUCAAUAAAUAACAACAAUGUACAACAAUCCAAAUUAUUUUUAUUAAUUAUAGUGAUUUAUUUAUCAUUUCAGCCAUUAAUUUUAAAUGCAAUGAAUUUUACUGUCGAACCUAUUCAAAUUACCGAUAUUUCAGAUCUUGGUGAAGGUCCAUAUUGGAAUGAUGAUAAUCAACAAUUAUAUUAUGUUGAUGCAUUUGCCGGUUAUAUUCAUCGAUAUUGUCCACAAUUGAAUUUAGAUGAAAAAAUUAAUCUUGGUGAUUUAGUUACCAUUAUUAUUUCAAUCGAUAAUAAUACAAAUCAUUUUAUAGUAAGUUUACGAAAUAAAAUUGUAAACUUUGAUUGGAUUAACAAGACAUUUGAUGUUAUUGCUGAAUGUGCUGCCGAACAUGGUGGUAAAGAACGUUUCAACGAUGGUAAAGUUGAUGCUGCUGGUCGUCUAUGGAUCGGAACUGUUUUAGAAGGAUCGGAUGGAGUUGUUAAAUCUGGUGGAUCAUUAUAUCGAUUAGAUAUGAAUGAAAAAAAAUUUAUCAAAAUGUCUGAAAAUUUUACUAUUUCCAAUGGAAUGGCCUGGAAUCACAAUAAUACUUUAAUGUAUUUGAAUGAUUCAGAAGAUAGAAAAAUAUGGCUUUUUGAUUUUAAUCUUAACACAGGAACCAUAAAUAAUCGACGUAUAUUCAUUGAUCUUGAUGAUAAUCAACAUUCGAAUUCAUUCAAAUCGGAUGAAUAUCCAGAUGGAAUGACAAUCGAUUCGAAUGAUUAUUUAUGGAUAUCAAUGUAUAAUGGUGGUCGUAUAGUAAGAAUUGAUCCACAAACUAAACAAGUGAUAUUGUCGAUUCCUGUUCCAGCACUUCGAACUACAUCACUUACAUUUGGUGGUAAAAAUUUUGAUGAAAUCUAUGUAACAACCGGUUCAAAUUCAAAUCAAACGGAUACAAAAAAUGAACAGGAAAAAUAUCCAACGGCUGGUAAAAUUUUCAAAAUCAAAUUCAUAAAUAAUGAACAGAUAAAAGGAUUAAAAGCUUUUCAAUUUAAAUUUUAAUCAAUUUAAAUUUGAAAUUUUAUUCAUUCAUUAAAAUUGACAAAUGAAUUGUAUUGCACAUGACUAGAAUAUUCACUCAUCGUUGAUUGAAAUAAAAUUCAAUCUUGAAUAUUUAACGUAUAUGAUGACUACAGAACAAAAAAAAAACUAUAAUUAAAUACUAAUAAAAUCUAUGAAUAAAGAGAUAUAAUU
This is a messenger RNA of Dermatophagoides pteronyssinus (European house dust mite), 1292 nucleotides long. Its product is annotated as regucalcin-like. Gene Ontology annotation, biological process: L-ascorbic acid biosynthetic process. The record is from RefSeq and is a predicted model, not a curated record. NCBI's taxonomy places the organism in Eukaryota, Metazoa, Arthropoda, Arachnida, Sarcoptiformes, Pyroglyphidae. Gene Ontology annotation, molecular function: calcium ion binding; gluconolactonase activity.